AUGUUGAAGGAAGAGAGCAAUGGCGCUGCUGCCACCAACUGGGCACGUGUUUGCGACACGUGCCGGUCCGCAGCUUGCACGGUGUACUGCCGUGCAGACUCUGCGUACCUGUGCUCUGGCUGCGACGCCACUAUCCACGCUGCAAACCGUGUGGCGUCGCGCCACGAGCGCGUGUGGGUCUGCGAGGCGUGUGAGCAGGCCCCGGCGGCUUUCUUAUGCAAAGCUGAUGCGGCCUCGCUCUGCACUGCCUGUGACGCAGACAUCCACUCUGCCAAUCCGUUGGCGAGGCGCCACCAACGUGUCCCAAUUCUGCCCAUCUCCGGUUGCCUGUACGGACCACAGGCAACCGACCCGGGCGGGAUAGAGGUGGGGUCCGCUGCAGCGGAGACAGAAGAUGGGUUCUUGAGCCAGGAAGGAGAUGAAACCAUUGAUGAGGAAGAUGAGGAUGAGGCAGCAUCAUGGUUGUUGCUCAAUCCUAUGAAAAACAAUAACAACAACUGUAACAAUAACAAUAAUCAGAGUAAUGGGUUCUUCUUUGGAGUGGAGGUUGAUGAGUAUUUGGAUCUUGUGGAGUACAACUCAUCAUGUGGUGAUCAGAACCAGUUCACUGAUCAUCAUCAGCAUAACCAGCAGCAAGAGCAGCAGCAGCAACAUUAUGGUGUGCCUGUGCCACACAAGAACUAUGGAGGUGAUAGUGUUGUGCCAGUUCAGAUGCAGAAGCAAAGCUUUCAUCAGUUGGGUUUGGAGUAUGAGUCUUCAAAAGCUGCCUACAGUUACAAUGGUUCUCUUAGUAACACUGUCUCUGUUUCAUCCAUGGAUGUUGGUGUUGUGCCAGACUCAACAAUGAGUGAUAUCUCAAUCUCACACCCAAGAACUCCUAAAGGGACAAUUGACCUUUUCAGUGGACCUCCCAUUCAGAUGCCAUCCCAACUAAGUCCAUUGGACAGGGAGGCCAGGGUCCUAAGAUACAGAGAGAAGAAGAAGACAAGGAAGUUUGAGAAAACAAUUAGGUAUGCCUCAAGGAAGGCCUAUGCAGAGACCAGACCCCGGAUCAAAGGCCGGUUUGCAAAGAGAACAGAAAUGGAAGUUGAAGUGGACCAGAUGUUCUCCACAACACUGAUGGCAGAAAAUGGAUAUGGCAUUGUUCCAUCAUUCUAA
Messenger RNA from Prunus armeniaca (apricot), 1158 nucleotides. The record is from the annotation of a GenBank genome assembly. NCBI's taxonomy places the organism in Eukaryota, Viridiplantae, Streptophyta, Magnoliopsida, Rosales, Rosaceae.